Messenger RNA from Ectocarpus siliculosus, 3045 nucleotides. The record is from the annotation of a GenBank genome assembly. NCBI's taxonomy places the organism in Eukaryota, Phaeophyceae, Ectocarpales, Ectocarpaceae.
UCAUGAUGUGGGUGUUCGUCGUGGGAUGUAUCUGUGACUUGAUUUUGUCGGCCGUACGCAUUUUGAGGCGCGUGAUGCUCUGGUUGUAUCAGCCGAUUCUCCUGACGUCCGAACCUAUUCCCGUCGCCAUUCAACUCGGAUGACGCACGCAUAAGUCGGGUGUUGUGCUUGUACCGCGACCUUGGAGUGCACAGCACGGUUGGCGAACGCUUUUGUGGGCCCUUCCGUCAUGCAAGAAUAUUUUGUCACGUCUUUUUUGUUCACAAGGCUUCGUCACAAAGCUAUUUUCAUGUCGCGUGCCCCCCCCCCCCCCCUGUUAUCAGGUACAAGGACGAUGGCGCCCUGGGCAAAAAGAUGCCCGUGUCGGCCGCACAAGAAAGUUCUUCGGAAAGUUCAUCGGAUUCCUCGCCGGAGGAAAACAACGAAAACGGUCAUCCGACAUCGAGACGAAGAAAAAGGCCGAGACGUUUGCUUCGGAAGUGCCCAGGAGCGGGCCUGCCCGAUCCCGUGUUGUCGACUCUCAGUGUCAACAAGGACUUGGGGUGCGUGAGCGAAGCCUUCCAGAAGUCCCUGCAAGCCUUCCUGGACAGCAACCCGGCAUCGCUUCGCGGCGACCACACGAAGGAGAAUUCGAAAGCCGUGGCUGCGUCGGGGACGUCGUCUCCUCCCGGCCCCGGUUCCCUUAAGGAGGCGUUUGAGCUGCUGAUGUGGGUCAAGUACAUGCGGUGUUUGGCUAAUCCGGGGGAGACUGUUGGUUCCAUCGCGGCGCAGUCGGUCGGCGAGCCGUCGACACAGAUGACCCUGAACACGUUCCAUCUUGCGGGGCACGGCGGGGCGAACGUGACGCUGGGUAUCCCAAGGCUGAGGGAGAUCAUCAUGACGGCGGCAAAGAAUCUCAAGACGCCUUCCAUGGUGGUACCGCUACGCGAGGGUGCCGAUCGACCCGCGGCGAAGUCUCUCGCUCUCCGUCUCUCACGCCUGCCCUUGUCGCAGCUGCUUGACAACCGAGGGGGGAUCGUCGUGCGCGAACGGCUGGUGAAGGGAGAUACGGGCCUGUGGGAGCGGCACUAUGCCAUCUGCCUUAAGCUUUUCAGUCCCUCCAUCAUCAGCAUGGCCUUCGACAUCAGCUUCAAGGAGUUGUGUCGCAAGAUCAGCGGGGUGUUCGUCCCCAACCUUCUCUCAGCGAUAGCGAAUGACCUGCGGAGAACAGGCAACAAGCUGUCCCAGACCGGGGGCUCCACCGUUGGGAUGGCGUCUAGGGGAAGGGGUAAGCGUGCCGAUGGGAACGGGGACGAGGAGGAGGACGACUUGGAGGGGGAAGGGUCCGCCAUCGCACAGAGCAAGGCUGGUGCGAAGAAGGCCAGCAAGGCUGAGGCCGAGUACGAGAGCGACGACGAGGACGAGGAGCAGGGCACCCUCAAGUUUGGCAAGCAGAAGGAGCAGUCUUCUUACGGUGGCAUGGACGAGGAAGAGAAGGCUAUCUGGAAGGCGAUGAGCGGCAAAGAGGCUGAUGGCGGUGUUCUCGGUGAUGACGGGGACGAUGAUGAGGAAGGGAUCGGAGGUGAUGAUGGUGUCGGCAAGGAGAAGGACGAUGACAAGGACUACUUCAACCUGCCGAACCUGUCAGGCGCUCGUCACUUCAAGGGCAUCACGAAGAACAAGAAGACCGGGGAGGUGGAGGUGACCGUCAGGCUUCCGUCGAGCAUGCGACGGCUGCUGAUGGUCGGGCUGGCCGAGAGCGCCGCAGCGAAGACCAUGGUUCGGUCCCACAAAGGCAUCAGGGGGGCGUUCGUGGUGGAGACGACCGUCGACGGGAAGAGCGGCCUGGCCGUUCAGCUUGAAGGCAGCGACUUCGAGACGGUGUGGCAGCUCAAGGAAGGCGGAGUCGACGGCAUCCUCAACCUCAACAAGCUAACCUCGAAUGAUAUCUGGGCGGUGUGCCAAACGUACGGCGUGGAGGCGGCGCGGGCGUCGAUCGUCGCCGAAAUCACCGGAGUCUUCGGCGCGUACGGUAUCGCCGUGGACCCGAGACACCUGGGGCUGGUUGCCGACCACAUGACCUUCGACGGCGGGUACCGGCCGUUGAAUCGCGCCGGGAUGGCCGACUUCUCGUCCCCCUGCCUACAGAUGAGCUUCGAGACGACCACCGACUUCAUGGCCAAGGCUGCCGUGGCCCGCUCCAGCGACCGGUUGAAGUCCCCGUCUGCUAGGAUAGUGAUGGGCCGGGUUGGGAACUUUGGCACAGGGAUGUUCGAUUUGCGACAGCCCGCCGAGUUUGGUGGGGUAGGGCAAGUUGGUGGGCAGGAGUAAACGCUGUUGUGCUUGAUACUCCGGCGAUUGUGCAGAUGUAGAGUUCAUAAUGGAGUUCCGUGUGUUGUGCUGAUGGAUCAUCUGGUGUAUGCAUACGUUGGUUGGUUCCUGUUUAUUUCGUUCCACAUUUUUAGAUCUUGUUCCUCGUGUGCGUGGUGUGGUGUUGAGAUAAUUGUUGUUUUUUUUGUCUUCGUCUUUGCCGCCCCUCUGUUAAAUUUUGACGCGGUUUGACAACGCGUUCAUUAGACAAUAACGAGUGUCCCGCAAGAGAACUUGAAUCAAAACUUUGGACUUGUCAGUUGUCAGGGAUUUGAGUGCCGUUUGCCGCACGCACAACCGAUGUGCUCACAGCUGCUCUGCUCUGUUGGCAACUGUGCACUUGUGCAUUAGCGAAGCAUCCUAGAGACAAGCCGGUGCGUUGGUUCAGCUGUUCACAACGCUGUUACUGUUUAGGAUUGACAUUGCGUCAAUAGUUCGUAUUUGGAGGUAUGAUAGUUAUUAUGUUGAACGCCUCACCACUUAACAAUCUUGCCGCUAUAGCACAAUGAAUGUCGGAAGAUUCGUGUCUACCGAAAAACAGUCAAUCGAGCUUUCGCUCUCCGCUAACGCCAAGAAUAUCGAAAGAGUCGUCAGCUGGCAAGCGGUGUAACAAAAGCUUCGGUGCUGUUUCUGGCGCUCAUAUCCUUUUGAAGGCGGCAUUGACUCCGAUUUCGACAAGAACAACUAACAACGGGC